GGCGUGGAUGCCGUGAUGAUUCGGCUGGUGAACGGCUCCGGGCCGCACGAAGGUCGCGUGGAGGUGUACCACGAGCGGCGAUGGGGCACCGUGUGUGACGACGGCUGGGACAAGAAGGACGGCGACGUGGUGUGCCGCAUGCUGGGCUUCCGCGGCGUGGAGGAGGUGUACCGGACAGCGCGGUUUGGGCAAGGCACAGGGAGGAUUUGGAUGGAUGAUGUCGCCUGCAAGGGUACAGAAGAUUCCAUCUUCCGCUGCAGCUUCUCCAAAUGGGGGGUGACAAACUGCGGGCACGCUGAGGAUGCUGGGGUGACGUGCAACAGACACUGAAAGUGGGCAUGGUCCAGGGUCCGGGGCCCUGCUGCCGAGCCUCCUUCCUGCAUUCCUGGGGUGCGGGCAUCGCCUCUGCCCUGCCCAGCCCGGCAUCCCCCGGCCCACAUAUCCCUGUCCCAGGACCAUGGUGGCCUGUCAUCAUUCUCCUCUUGGGCAUCAGCUCCAAAGUACAACUCUGGGAUCUACUGGAUCGUCAUUUUGCCCAGCCUUCCAAGCACCAUGCAUCAGGACUCGAUACCCAUGCUCGUCUUCGGUCUGUCGGUUAAAUGCUGAGAGUCUGCUGGAGAGAAAUGCAGCAGGUGGAUUUGGGAGGGAGGCCUGACAGGUCAUUUACUCUUCAGAGAAUUCCCUUAGUUAGGCCAAGAGUUUUGACAUUUUCCUUCCCAGCAAGAGACUAUACCAAAUGAUUUCGUUCUUCCUUCUUUACUCUGCCUCCGUACACCAUUCCUUAGUCCAGGGAAGUGACAUAGAGAAUGGGCCCCCUGUAGGAGUGAGAGGGAAAUGCACAGCCCCUGCAAGAGACAGCCUGGCUUUGGAGAAGGGCAGUGAAACUGACAUCCAUAGAGUGACUACCCUGUGUACUACAUAGUAUCUUGGGUGCUAAAUUCAUUUAUCCACUUUGCAGCAUUCCCCCAAGGCUUGUUAGCUGGGGUAAGACCUUACCUUUAGGUAGCACUCAGCUGACCUGUUCACCGGGCACUGAGAAUGACAGUAACCAUUGUUUCUACCUGAAUCCUAGUGUGUCUUUACUAGGCUUGAGCAGGGAGCUUGGGUGCAAGGCAUGUGGGACUAUAGGGUUCCAUACUCCAAACCUACAGGGUAUAAGAUCAGACACGGACUGGCUUCCAGGCCAACCACCCACCUAGGAGGAAAGCUGAUUUGAAGGGUGACAUGGGGGCUGUCUGGGUUAAACUGAGACCAACACUCAGUCAUCUGGCAGUCAGGGUUAAGGCCAAGUUACUUGUGUCUUGGAGCUGUUUGGAGAUGAUGAUAUUGAACUUUCCAGGACUCUUUGGGUGUGCUCCUGUGAUCAGAACAUGUGUCCUGAUGGAUCCUGUAGGGAAAUGAGGAUUCCCUAUAACGUCUGGCAGAAGAAGGAGCCAUGGGGCUCUGCCAGUCCUUGGUCUGCACCCCUCUCCUGGUGACAGGGAGAUCAUAGUCUGCUUUUGACAUGAGGAGGAGGUCAAAACAGGCCAUAUAUGUCGUGUUCUAGGACUAGGGAAGCUGCAUGGUAGUAAGUGAGCACAGACUCACCUCCCUUGGGGAGUCAUAGACUGAGUCAGGCCUUGGAUACACAAAUACCUGCCACAUGGGGUGAGCAUCAGCUUGGCUGGGGAAGUGACACCUGGGACCAUCCAGGUAUAGGACCAGCAGAGUUCCUGGCUGACAACUAAACCAAUAUGUGCUAUUGGUGGUUUUUUGCUUACAAUAUGCGUAUUAUCCAUUAAUGUCCUAAUGAUCGGAGACUCUCCUGAUCAAUUGCUAUGUUUACAUUACACGCAUGUACUCAUGCAUCUUUUUCCAGAACCAGUAUAUUAUGCAUAUAUAAACAUAGCACUCUUUACUACAUAGCUCAGAGCAUUGCAAAGUUUACAUUAAAAAAAGAAAAUACCGAAGGUGGAAAGAUGUCACAUUGAACGAAAUAAAUUCCAAGUCAGUUCUGGCAAAAAAUCCAGUUAUCCCAUUGAUGAAGACCCACAAAACUUUCUUAUUUGGUCUUUUCAUUUGGGGAAACACAAGUCUUGUUUUACAUCAAAUAAAAAUCACAAUGAUAAGUGUUUGAACCUUAAUCGAAAAGUCUACUAGUUUACAUAUUUACUUAGGAGGACAUGGAAAUAACCAUGGACCUGGAUUUCAGGGACUAAAGGAAAUUAGGCCUGGCCUAAAAUACAUCAGACCUUUUGUAAGAAAGAAUUUCAAUAAAGCUAAGAACAUGUCACUAA
Messenger RNA from Leptonychotes weddellii (Weddell seal), 2276 nucleotides. NCBI's taxonomy places the organism in Eukaryota, Metazoa, Chordata, Mammalia, Carnivora, Phocidae. The record is from RefSeq and is a predicted model, not a curated record.